This is a messenger RNA of Cygnus atratus (black swan), 4744 nucleotides long. It is a transcript of the gene TECPR2, whose product is annotated as tectonin beta-propeller repeat containing 2. Gene Ontology annotation, molecular function: protein binding. The transcript is spliced from 21 exons. Bases 303 to 4706 code for a protein of 1467 amino acids. The record is from RefSeq and is a predicted model, not a curated record. Lineage: Eukaryota; Metazoa; Chordata; Aves; Anseriformes; Anatidae.
GCCCCGGCCCCGCCGAGCGCCGCAGGCAGCCGGGGGCCGCCGCCGGUGCCUCGGGGCCUGGGCAGUGCCGCGUUCCCUCCCCGCUCCCCGCCCGGAGCAGCCAUGGCCGCCCCCGGCUCCUGACGAGAAACUCUCCCGAGCCAAACUGCGGCGUUUCGCGGGUGGUGUGGAGCUGUGUGUGCUGCCAGCCCGCUAGCUGGUCGUCUGCCUGCCGGUGGGACAGUGGGGAGCCAAGUUCUGCCCUCAGCCAGAUUUCCAUAUGUUGUGAAGUACAUGCAUUUAUUUCUGCCUUAAAAUUACUGAUGCCAAUGCUUGCUAUGGCAUCUGUAGCUUCACCGGUUAUAUUUAAGGAGUUUUGUCCCUUAUAUUAUCUACUCAAUGCCAUUCCAACAAAGGUCCAAAAAGGCUUUCGCUCUAUUGUGGUAUACCUCACAGCGCUUGAUACCAAUGGAGACUACAUUGCAGUGGGGAGCAGCAUUGGGAUGCUUUAUCUCUACUGCAGACAUUUAAACCAGAUGAAAAAAUAUAAUUUUGAGGGGAAAUGUGAAUCUAUUACUUUUGUAAAGCUCUUGAGUUGUUUUGAUGAUCUAGUUGCUGUUGGUACAGCCUCCGGUCGGGUUGCAGUUUUUCAGCUUGUGUCGUCAUUGCCUGGGAGAAACAAACAGCUUCGGAGAUUUGAUGUUGCUGGUAUCCACAAAAGUAGCAUUACAGCUUUAGCUUGGAGUCCCAAUGGAAUGAAGUUAUUUUCUGGAGAUGACAAAGGGAAGAUUGUCUACUCUGCCCUAGACCUAGACCAGGGUAUUUGCAACUCUAGCCUUGUGUUGGAAGAGCCAUCUUCGAUCGUCCAGUUGGAUUACAACCAGAAAGUGCUGCUUGUCUCGACUUUACAACGAACUGUACUUUUCUACACAGAAGAGAAAUCUGUCAAGCAAGUUGGAACACAGCCCAGAAAAAACAGUGGCAAAUUUGGAGCAUGUUUUAUACCUGGCCUAUGUAAACAGACUGAUUUGACGCUAUUUGCUGCCAGACCUGGACUUCGCCUCUGGAAGUCUGAUGUUCAUGGAACUGUUCAGGCCACAUUUAUAUUGAAAGAUGUAUUUGCUGGAGGAAUAAACACUUUUGAAUUGUAUCCACGUUUGGAAACAUUCAGCAGAGGAAGUUAUAGCUCCCCAGAAAAACAACUUGGGCUUGUUUCAUGCUUUUUCCGAGAAGGAUGGGUGCUGACCUGGAAUGAAUACAGCAUCUAUUUAUUAGACACUGUGAACCAGGCUUUGAUUGGUGGCUUGGAAGGAUAUGGUGAUAUUGUGUCUGUGUCCUGCACGAACAAUGAGAUUUUUCUCUUAAAGGGAGACAGAGACAUAAUAAGAAUUUCAAGUAGACCAGAAGGACUGUCAUCAAUAGUUUCAGAUGUGAAUUCCAAAGUGCUGAAUCCUUUAACAGAUACGAGUCCUAAUUUGCUGACCCCGUUAUCAGUAGUUGCAUCUGUAUCAUCUAGCCCUUCAGUGGAAACAGAUAAAAAAAGGGUUACUUCCCCUUCAGGUAUUGGUGAUAAGAAUGACUCUUAUUCUUUAGCGAAAGAUAAUCUGGAAACUCCAACGCUAUUGGAAAAAAGCUUUGAUAGAGUGGGAGACUUGAGCAAUGAAACAAGAAAAAGGGGCUGCUCUGUAGCAAGCGAGUCAAGAAGCAGGAGCAGCUCAGUAAACUCUGUGGACAGUGGCUCUAGUUUUAUGAUAUGUGCAGACUCAGAAGCUCAGAGGGAGUGUCAUCUUUCCUCACAACGGUUCAGCACUAUCAGCUCUGAAGAUUUUGAUCAAGAACUCAUUGUAAAGCCCAUUAAAGUGAAAAAGAAAAAGAAGAAGAGACAAGAAAGUGGGACCAAAAGAAACCAUGGCUCUCUGGAAGGUACGCCAAGUUACGAGCGUCAGCUUUCUGGUGACAGUCCACAUUCGUUGACUGCAGAUUCAUUUUCCAUGACAUCUAGCCUAAUGAGUGGCAGCAUUGAUCAUUUGAGUACUGGGUCUCCAGAUCAGGAAAGCAUGUUCAGUGUGGAGUCCCAUACAAUCUUGCAAGAAGAUAAUGGCUCAGAAACCUUCAGUGUCCUACAGUCUCCUGAAUCUGCAACUGAGCUAAUUCAUGAAGAAAAUGGAGAUACAGUUAAUGUCCAGAAACUUCCAAACAGUGACAGUGGCAUGGGUACAUCAACGGUUAUAGAUACGUUGACAUCUGUCUCCCCUCUAAUUGUCACAGAAGACUUGACAAACAGUGUUGAUACUGAAAAUAAUCGUAGUGUGCUUUCUGCAAGCAAUGAAUGCUGUCUUGGAAAGCCGAGCCAAGAAGGUCAGGAUUUUAGUGCAUUGUGUAAAAUAGAUGAAAAUUUAGAUAAAAUGAAUCUGCAGGAUACUGAAAAGCCUUUUGAAGAGCCAGACCGUACAGACCAAAUGGUUUUGGAAUCUAACAGUGUACUUGGUAUUCAGACAUCACUGCCACCAAAGGAAAGUGAUGAAACUGGUAGCGAAGACCAACAGCAAUAUUCUCUAAUACGCAGUGCUCUGUCAGAUCCUUCUGUUCUCCACUUUGACAUCUCUAAAGAUACUGAUUCAGAGAACACUUCACUUUCUGGAUGGAAUUUUGAAAGUGCAAUCAAAGCUAAAUCUAGUACUAGCACUGCUGAAUGGGUAACAAACACUCCUGAAAGUAAGACAGAGAAAUCUGCCUCAAGUGAUGAAGAGGAGGAUAUUUAUGGACAUGGAUUGCCGUAUUCAUCCUCGGAGACUAGCAUGCCUGAAGUUGGUGCUGAGCCUGGUUCCCAGGAUGUGUCCAGGAUAAGCCUAGAUGAAACGGUGCUGUUAAAAUCUGAUCAGUUUGCAGAGAGCUGGAUGGGAUACUCUGGCCCUGGCUAUGGCAUCCUGAGCCUGGCCGUCUCGGAAAAGUAUAUUUGGUGCCUGGACUACAGAGGCAGCCUGUAUUGCAGUGCUCUCCCGUCUGCUGGACUGCGGUGGCAAAAGUUUGAAGAUGGUGUCCAGCAGGUGGCAGUUUCCCCCUCAGGGGCACUUCUCUGGAAGAUUGAACAGAAGACUAACAAAGCAUUUGCUUGUGGAAAAGUAACUAUAAAAGGAAAACGCCACUGGUAUGAGGCUUUACCCCAGGCUGUAUUUGUAGCCUUAAGUGAUGACACUGCCUGGAUCAUCAGAACAAAUGGAGAUUUGUAUUUGCAAACAGGCCUGAGUGUGGAUCGUCCUUGUGCCAGAGCAGUAAAGGUUGAUUGCCCUUAUCCACUGUCGCAGGUUACCUCCAGAAAUAACGUUGUAUGGGCACUGAGUGAGCAACGGGCCCUGCUAUACCGGGAGGGAGUACGCAGCUUUUGUCCUGAAGGAGAGCAGUGGAAGAGCGAUAUUGUCAGUGAAAUGCAAGCUUUGGAACCAGUGUGUAUAACCCUUGGAGAUCAACAGACAUUAUGGGCUUUGGAUAUCCACGGAAAUCUGUGGUUCAGAACUGGUAUAGUUUCAAAGAAACCACAAGGAGAUGACAACCACUGGUGGCAAGUAAGCAUCACCGAUUAUGUAGUGUUUGACCAGUGCAGCCUGUUCCAGACUAUAAUCCAGGCAACUCACACAGUGGCAACAGCAGCUCAGGCACCUGUAGAGAAGGUGGCUGACAAACUUCGAAUGGCAUUUUGGUCACAGCAGCUUCAGUGUCAACCCAGCCUUCUUGGAGUUAAUGGCAGUGGAGUCUGGAUCUCUUCAGGCAAAAAUGAGUUCCAUGUAGCAAAGGGAAACUUAAUAGGCACUUACUGGAAUAACAUUGUGCCUCGUGGUACCGCUUCUGCCACAAAAUGGAUUUUUGUGUUGGCUUCUGCAGCUUCAUCUAAAGAAGGAAGCUUUUUGUGGCUGUGCCAAAGCAACAAGGAUCUGUUUUGUGUCAGUGAUCAGAAUCCUCAGUUUCGUCCUUCUACGGUGCAGCUGCCACCGGAGGUUGAAAUGGUGCACUAUUCUGCCUGCCAGGAUGCCAUCUGGGGUUUGGAUAGUCUUGGGCAGAUAUUUAUCAGAACGCUUUCAUCCAGCUGUCCAACAGGGAUGCAUUGGACAAAAUUGGAUCUCUCUCAACUAGGUGCCAUAAAGCUGAUCAGCUUGUCCUGUGGAAAUCAGCAUGUUUGGGCCUGUGACACCAGUGGUGGUGUUUAUUUCCGUGUAGGAACCCAGCCUCUUAACCCGAGUUUGAUGCUUCCUGCAUGGAUAAUGAUUGAGCCACCUAUACAGCCAGUAGGAGUCAACUUGGUCAGCAUUCAUUCGAGUCCAAAUGAUCAGAUGUUGUGGGCAAUUGAUAGCAAAUGGAACGUCCACGUACGAGUGGGAAUCACAGAAGAAAUGCCUGUAGGCACUGACUGGGAGCAUGUACCAGGUUUGCAGGCAUGUCAGCUGGCUAUAAGUACAAGGACUGUUUGGGCGCGCUGUCCAAAUGGAGAUGUAGCUCGUCGAUAUGGCAUUACUGACAAGAAUCCAGCAGGAGACUACUGGAAGAAGAUUCCUGGAAAUGUCUCACGUUUAACAGUGACCCCUCUAGAUGAACUGUGGGCAAUCAGCACUUCAGGAUCCCUUCUCCAGCGCCUCACCAAGACCUUUAGCCAUUCCCAUAAUUUGCAGAAAAAUAACGAUACUUCUGUUCUGCUUCAUCCUGAUGAUUUUGAAGAUGAAUGGGAAGUGAUAUGAAGUCUUUCAAGCUUAUGAAGCAGUGAAAAAAAACAGAA